Molecule: messenger RNA, 2214 nt
Organism: Colletotrichum karsti
Lineage: Eukaryota; Fungi; Ascomycota; Sordariomycetes; Glomerellales; Glomerellaceae
Exons: 2
Coding region: 1-2214 (737 amino acids)
Biological process (GO): protein import into nucleus; RNA export from nucleus
Cellular component (GO): nuclear pore central transport channel; nuclear pore
Molecular function (GO): structural constituent of nuclear pore; phospholipid binding
Source: RefSeq, a predicted model, not a curated record
AUGUCUUUCAGCUUUGGAAACCCAUCCGGUACGCCGGCUUCGAGCAGCGGCACGAACCCGACGACAUCUGCGCCGGCCAGCGGAGGCCUUUUUGGCGGCGCUGCCGCUGGAGGCAGCGGCUUCUCCUUUGGUAACUUGGGCAGCAAUACGCCUGGAGGAGCAACCGCUGGUUCAAGCAGCAGCACUCCUGCGGCGGGCGGAGGUCUCUUUGGUGCCAGUACAGGACAGAAGCCGGCGGGCGGUCUCUUCGGCAACGCGACACCGGCAGCGUCGUCCUCAGGAACACCCGCCUCGGCCGGCGGUCUUUUUGGAGCGAAGCCUGCAACUGGCGCAUCUUCGACUCCAGCGGCUUCUGGAGGUCUCUUUGGAAACACGAGCUCGAGCACACCAGGCGCGUCUGCGCCUGCCUCAGGAGGUCUAUUCGGUGGUGCCGCAGCUAGCAGCACUCCUGCUGCGUCAUCUGGCGGUCUUUUUGGAGGUGCUGCCGCGUCAAAGCCGACUACAAACCUCUUCGGUGGUGGAAACACAGGAACAUCUACACCAUCUGCUGGAGGUCUCUUCGGCCAGAACGCUUCUUCAACACCCUCAUCGGCACCUGCACCCUCUGCUGGAGCUGGAGGACUGUUCGGUAACAUGAACAAGCCUGCUGCCAGCACGCCAACCGCCUCAGCAACCACAGCUACCCCUGCGAAGCCUGCACUUUCAUUCGGAGGAUCGACUACUCCGGCUGGAGCCCCCCCUGCUGGCGCAAGUAAGCCUGCCACUGGCGGUCUCUUUGGUGGUGCCGCAGCAUCUGGCUCGGCUGCUCCAUCUCCAUUUGGAGCCGCGGCCGCCGCGAAGCCUGCAGAGAGCAGCGGCGCUGGUGGUCUCUUCGGUGGUGCUGCUCAGUCCAAGGCUGCUUCGACGGCUCAGCCUGCCAGCACAGGAGGUCUUUUCGGUGGUGCGCAGGCACAACAACCUGCUGCUGCUGCCGGCGGCCUAUUCGGUGCUCCGAAGCCGGCGGCAUCGCCCGCCCCCGCCUCCGGCGGCCUGUUCGGUCAAGCUGCUACUACCAGUGCGGCUCAGCCUGCCUCAACUCCGGCUACCGCUCCUGCUGCCUCCGGUGGCCUCUUUGGCAAUGCAGCUUCCACGCCGGCCGCGUCCACAGCACAACCCGCAGCCAGCGCCGGUGGUCUGUUUGGAGCGAAGCCCGCGGCCACUUCCGCCUCUACUCCGACUACCACCGCAGCUCCGUCCUCUCUGUUCGGUGGUGCGACUACUGCUGCUCCGGCGGCUAAGCCUGCCAGCGGCGGUCUCUUCGGAGCCGCUCCGGCAGCCAGCACGUCUCAGCCGGCAGCUGCUGCCACAACCACGGCGCCGGCCGCUACCCCUGCCGCUGCCACAACAUCUACAGCCCCCAGUGCGACUCCCGCUGCCGCCGGCGGUCUUUUCGGUGCGAAGCCAUCCACCCCUGCAGCUCCGGCGACGACUCAGACCGGCACUGCACCUGCUACUACUACUGCUGCCGCUACUGCCACAUCAAACACCCUUGGUGCCUCAACCACUGGCCCAACUUCCCAGCUGCCUCGCCUAAAGAACAAGUCAAUGGAUGACAUUAUCACUCGCUGGGCCUCUGAUCUGUCCAAGUACCAGAAAGACUUCAAGCACUACGCCAACCAGGUUGCCGACUGGGACUUGGGCCUGGUCGACAACGGCGAGAAGAUUCAGAAGCUUUACUUGAACACGUUCGAGGCUGAGAAGGCCAGCCACGAGAUUGAGCGUCAGCUUCAGGCCGUCGAAAGCCAGCAGGACGAGCUCGAGGAGUGGUUGAACCGCUACGAGAGUGAGGUCAAGGAGAUGUUCUCCAAGCAGAUGGGCCAGGGCGAGACACUCGCCGGACCUGACCAGGAGCGCGAGCGCACCUACAAGCUGGCCGAGAAGCUGACUCAAAACCUUGAUGAGAAGAGCAGAGACCUGUCCAAGAUGGUCAAGGAAAUCAACGACAUUUCCGGUACUCUGAGCAAGGGCACCAAGCCAGAGGAUCCCUUGAGCCAGAUUGUCCGUGUUCUCAACGGCCAUCUCUCGCAAUUGCAGUGGAUCGACACCAGUGCGGCAUCUUUGCAAGCCAAGGUGUCUGCCGCUCAAAAGGCGAACAACAACAUGGGCAGUCAAUAUGGAGCCCCGGAGACGGACGCAGCAGAGAGCUUCUACCGGUCUUAUAUGGGACGGCGUUGA